Chara braunii is the source of this 3722-nucleotide messenger RNA. Lineage: Eukaryota; Viridiplantae; Streptophyta; Charophyceae; Charales; Characeae. The record is from the annotation of a GenBank genome assembly.
GCGGCACGUGAGCAGCCAUUGUGCCUAGGCACUGCGAACAUGGAUUUUGAAAGUACAAUUAAUCAAAAUUUUGCGAUGCGAGAUGGGGACCAUUGCAUCUCGCCUGAACUGUUUCGAAGUUUUCUGAAGGAGGAUUUCAAUGUUACGGCAUUUGCAAGUGGGGCCUUGGGGAGCGGGUCCGCAGCGCAGUCCUCCCAGAAAUUGACAGAAGGCAUUGAGCUGCUUGAACGUCAGCUGCGGAAUGAGGUUAUUGCACGGCACGAUGAAUUGCUUGAACAAGUCACAUCCCUGCGGGACACGGAGAAUGUGGUGACUGUUGUUAGGUCUGGGAUCGAUUCCCUCCAAGCCUCCCUGCAACGUGUGCGGUCUGAGCUUGCGGAGCCAUAUAAGUUAAUAAGGACAAAAACCCGCCAACUGGCGGCGCUACAUGAGACCAUGGAGCUCUUGCGUCAGGUGAUCAGAGUCAUUCGUCUGAUUGCGAAGCUGAGAGAUUUGAUGACUGCGGGCGAAACCGGUGGUCACAUUGAUCUCGCAAAGGCGGCUCAACUUUUUAAUGAAAUAGAGACCGCAAGAAGGGAGGUGAACUUGAGUGGUGUGGAUGUAGUCGACACAGAGCUUGGCUGGAUUGCGGAAGCAGGGCAACGGAUACGAACAGAAGCAAUGAAAAAUCUGGAGGAUGCCAUGGCUGCUCUAGAUCAAGCAGAGAUAGGGAGUAUUCUGCAGGUGUACUUCAACAUGGGAGAGUUGAAGCAGACUGUUGACUUGCUCAUUAACAGGUACAAACAGCAAGCAACAAAAGCAAUUACGAGCGCGCUCGACAUGAAGACCAUCUCCACAUCUGGGUCUGCAAUCGGCCCUGGCGGUAUACAGAGGAGUGGAACGCCAUCCUUGGGGGGUGGUGCCCGUGCCAGAGACGCCUUGUGGCAGCGGUUACAAGCGUGCACUGACAAGAUUUGUUCCAUCAUCCUUGCAGUGUGGAACCUACAGCGGGUCAUGGUGAAAAAGAGAGAUCCUAUUACUCAUGUAUGCUUCAUUCAGGAAGUUGUCCAGCCUGGAGAUGUAAUGAUCACAGAUAGGGUGUGGGAGGUCACCUCCAAAAUCUUGUCCAAUCAGUUCAAAUCUGCAUUCACAGCGUCCAGUUUUGUCAAGGAGACGUUUGUCAGCGGAUAUCCUAAGCUUGCAUCCAUAUUUAAUGGAAUGCAGGAUAGGAUUUCAAGGGAGUCUGCAAUUAAGGGUGUUCCUCCGGCAUUAAGGGAGGAAGAUAAGGAACAGAUAAUGGCAGCAGUUGAGCAGUUUCAGCAAGCAUAUCUUGCACAGUCAUUGUCAAGGAUGACAGACACAGUGACAAGCAUGUUUACCGCUGGGGUGAGGAGUGGCUCUCCCACCCAGGAGCAAAUGAGCCGUCUUGUCAGUCGACUCACCGAGGAACUAGAUGCAGUGAAGGGGAACACUAAGCUGACUCUCCUGGUGACCAAGUCUGCCGCUAAAGCUCUGCAGCUUCUUGCUCAGAAGUCUGAAUAUCAGGUUGUGACGGGGCCAGAUGUAAGGCAAGUUACUGGCCCGGCGACAGGCGCACAGAUCAAGAACAUCUCCUUGUCUCUUUCUCUCCAAGAUUGCCAUCAGCGGGUCAGCGUAAUCGCUGCCAAUCUUCCUCCUCCUGGAACUGAGCUGUUGUCGGCUUCGUUGGGAUCUAUUUAUGGCGUUGCCUCAGAUGCGAUAACCCCGCUCUUCACAGCUAUGGUUGAGAUGGUGGAGAGCAGUAUCCUGCAGAUGCACGAUUACAGUUUUGGAAGUGAUGAAGUGGAGGUGGACACGGAGACUGGGAGCUCAAGAUAUAUGCAGGAAGUGCAAGAAGCUAUUACACACUACAGGAGCGAGUUCUUAUCGAAGCUGCUUCAACCAGUUUCACUGUCGUUUUCGUCUGCAGCAUCGUUUCAACUCAAACAAUGCGCAGAAGAGGGGCUCGGAGUUGGAUUGGUCAAGCGUAUGGCGGCUCGAGUCCUCCUGUUCUUUGUCAGGCAUGCGGCGCUUGUCAGGCCACUUUCUGAGUCUGGAAAGCUUCAAAUGGCAAGAGACAUGGCAGAGCUUGAGCUAGUAGUAAGCCAGAAUUUGUUCCCAGUGGAGCAGCUCGGUGCGCCUUAUCGGGCUUUGCGUGCGUUCCGGCCGCUCAUAUUCCUUGAGACGUCACAGAUUUUGGGCUCUCCAUUUCUGCAGGAACUGCCACCUAGCGUCGUUCUUCAUCACUUGUACUCCCGUGCGCCCGAGGAGCUGCUCUCUCCACACAAACAAGCUAAUUUGAGUCCUCAGCAGUACUCUCUAUGGCUGGAUCAGCACGGUGAAGAGGAUGUGUGGAAGGGCGUGAAGGGAACAUUGGACGCAUAUGCUGCCAAAGUGAAAUCGCGAGGCGACAAGGAAUUCAGCCAGAUAUACCCUCUGAUGAUGACACUUGGUGGAGCAUUGACGGAGACCGCCUCCUCUCAAGCGAAGGUGUGAUGACGUGGUUAACCAUCAUCAAGGGUGUGAGAUUUCUGCUCUCCUCUCCUGAUGAUCGCGCUCCCCCAACGCCUUCACCACCUGUCUUGGUAAGCUUUUUUUUUUUCUUUUUUUUUUGGCAAACAAGAGAAGGCUGUGGGUCGGCAGUCUCUCCUGCGCACCAUGAUUCAACCGUCAACUACUAGCAUAGGGGGAGUCAGGGAGACGGUCUUUUCUCCCUCUUUCUCCCUCGUAUCGGAGGCGAGAUCUCCUGUGUCGCGGCUGCGUCGAGGGUGUGCAGUUAUCAUGACCUGAGGACGCAAAGAGGUUUCAUGUCUGCGAAAGCCACAUGCUGUUCGUGUUCAGCCUGUCAUUCUUUGGGUACUGCUGGUGUUUCGGCGACCAAAAAGGGGAUUUUUCUCUACUGGUCAGACUGUCGUUGUUUGUCAUCGACGAUCCUACGAGAGGUGCAUCGCCUGAGUUGUCUUCUCGGCGAUCUCUUUUAUGUCCCUCAGCGCCACCCUAACCUAACCCGCACAAGCGCCCAUCGACAUCUGUACGGCGGUGGCGCUCCUAAUGGUAUGGAAGAUGUGGUGUGGAGCACCGACUUGGUAGAGCUAUUAAGCUUGGCCUUUUUGACGUUUUUUGUUUUUUGUUUCCUUCGGGAUUGGCCAUAUUGAUUGGAUGCUAGGUACAAUUUUGAAUCCUGAAGAGAAAAGUAUUCACAUGGGUAUUCUGCGGUUGAGUAGGGGUUCCAGAAUAGCAUUUACUUUGUCAACCGUGGGAACUUAGGAAAGUCAAAUAAAGGAGAAGGUGGUCUAUCGGCAAGCAGCAUCCUCGCCUUGAAAGAGUUUGUUGCCGGCGCAGCUAUUCUGCCACUGCGUCAGUGGUAUAAUCUCCCACAUGCAUAAGACGUGUGCACACACACACACACACACACACACACACACACACACACACACAGGUACCAAGCAAGCAUGCACGGAGACAAAGGCUUCUGGGAGGGAAGGAAGAGAAAGCGAGGGAAGGAGGAGGAGAAGAGGGAAACAAUAUGUGGAGAGAGAUGGGGAGUGAGGAUGGGUGUGCGUAGACAAUGCGAAAGGUUGGUGUGGGUAGACAAUGCGAAAGGUAGGAGAGCCAAAGGGAGCAGGGGAGAGAGAGAGAGAGAGAGAGAAGAGAGAGAGAGAGAGAGAGAGAGAGAGAGAGAGAGAGAGAGAGAGAGAGAGAGAGAGUAAAGGUUUCUUGAAAUC